GGAAGGGGGCGCGCGCACCGGGUCCGCAGACGGAGUUGCCAUGGAUGGGGCCAUGGUAGCGGGUGACCUUCUGACACUGGGGUACGAUGCCCUCCCGGAGGGGGCGUCUCGGGGUCCCGCGUGUGCAGACUUCAGGGCGCUGUGCGCGCGGCUGGCGGCCGAGCUGACGGCUCUGGGAGCUCUGGAGCGGCGAGAGGAGGGCACCGCAGUGCUGGGCGCCGGCCACGGCCCGGACACAGAGGAAGAGUUCCUGCGGCAGUUGGCCGGCUGGCUGCGGGCGUUGCACUGCCCGGAUCGCGCGCUCUGCGGCGGAGACUGCGCCACCGUGCUGCGGGAGCCCGGCGGCGGCCUGCGUCUGCUGCGGUUUCUUUGCUCUGAGCUCCAGGCUGCCCGCCUCUUGCAUCUAAGGCUCCAGCGGGAUUCUAGCCCUGUGCCAUCCUUUGGAGAAGGGACAAAGAAGGCGAAUGGCGUUGUUCAGGAACUGACGCUAACUCUUCAAGCCCUGGGGCUCCCCAGACCCCUGCGUGGAACCCUGGCUAGCCAGCUACUUCGGGAGUUUCAUGACAAGAUCUCUGAGCUGCUGCCGUCCCUGCCCCCGGAGUCCAUGAAGCCCCUCCUUAACUCGCAGCUGGAUGCAUCCCGAUGGGAAGCCCUGGAGUCUCUGUCCCAAAGCCUGACAGAGCAGUACUGCUGCCGCCGCUGCCUCCUCCUGAAGCGCCUUGACCUCACAACAUCUGCUUUCCACUGGGGUGACCGGGCAGAGGCCCACGGAGAGGUCAUGAAGGCGGUGCUGUCCCCAAUCCGAGGGCUUCUGACUCCAGAAUCUGAUGUCUCUAUCGCACAUGUUCUGGCUGCCCGAGCUGACCUUUCCCGCCUGGUCCCAGCUACCAGUGUGGCUGCCCGACGAGGGACCAGUUGUGCAAUCAACAAGGUGCUUAUGGGUGAUGUGCCAGACCGUGGGGGGCGCCCCAGUGAGCUGGAAGCUCCCAUGCCUACUUGGAAGAGCCGACGAGAAGAUGGAGGAAGGGGGAAGGCUGGCCAACAGCGCUGGGGCCGCAGAAAGAAGAAGAAGUGAAGGGCCUUUGAGGGACGGUUGCAGAUUCUGCCAGGCGCUGAUGCUGCUGGCACUCCUUCAGGAGGCACUGAGGGGUUAUCCUCGGCAAGCCUGGCCUUCCCUAUUCUAGAGGCCCUAAAUGCCCUACACCCAGCCGCCACUCAACACUAUGAACCGUGUUGUCUGAAAAAUAAAUUUAGUUCUUUUGAUGGCUA
Molecule: messenger RNA, 1269 nt
Organism: Mus musculus (house mouse)
Lineage: Eukaryota; Metazoa; Chordata; Mammalia; Rodentia; Muridae
Gene: Fam98c
Product: family with sequence similarity 98, member C
Exons: 8
Coding region: 41-1075 (344 amino acids)
Source: RefSeq, marked provisional